CACUUCUUCUUCUCCUCCUCCUCCUCCUCCUCCUCCUCUCCGCGCCUCCAGCAAGAUGACAGCCGGGCGGCAGGAGCGGUGGCGUCGGCGCGGAGGGUCUUCGCUCCGGCUGGUGGCUGCCCUGCCUCCCUCAUUCUCAACACUGAAGCCAGAUUGUUUUAACUAAAGAUGGAAACACUGGAGUCGGAACUGACUUGCCCAAUUUGCCUCGAGUUGUUUGAAGACCCCCUGCUCCUGCCCUGCGCUCACAGCCUCUGCUUCAGCUGCGCCCACCGCAUCCUGGUCUCCAGCUGCGCCUCUGGCGAGCCCCUCGAGCCCAUCACCGCCUUCCAGUGCCCCACCUGUCGCUAUGUCAUCUCCCUCAACCAUCGGGGCCUGGAGGGCCUCAAGCGCAAUGUGACCCUGCAGAACAUCAUUGACCGCUUCCAGAAGGCCUCCCUUAGCGGGCCCAACUCCCCAGGGGAGAACUGCCGCGAGCGGCCCCCGUAUCGCCGCAGCCCCACCAUGUCGACGGCGGGCGACAGGAUAGCUUGCCAGUUCUGCGAACACGACCCCCCGCGCGACGCUGUCAAGACCUGCAUCACCUGCGAGGUGUCCUACUGCGACCGCUGCCUGCGGGCCACGCACCCCAACAAGAAGCCCUUCACCAGCCACCGCUUGGUGGAGCCCGUGCCGGAUGCCCACUUUCGUGGACUGACGUGUCUUGAGCACGAGAACGAGAAGGUGAACAUGUACUGUGUGGCUGAUGACCAGCUCAUCUGUGCCUUAUGCAAACUGGUGGGGCGGCAUCGGGAUCACCAGGUGGCAUCGCUGAGCGACCGGUUCGAAAAACUGAAGCAAACUCUGGAGAUGAACCUCACGAACUUGAUGAAACGCAAUAGUGAGCUAGAAAACCAGAUGGCCAAACUGAUACAGAUCUGCCAGCAAGUAGAGGUGAACACAGCCAUGCAUGAGGCAAAACUGAUGGAAGAGUGCGAUGAGCUGAUGGAAAUCAUCCGCCAGCGCAAGCAAGUGAUUGCUGUGAAGAUCAAGGAAACGAAGGUGAUGAAACUGAGGAAGCUGGCCCAGCAGGUAGCCAACUGCCGACAGUGCCUGGAACGGUCCACCGUCCUCAUCAACCAAGCCGAGCAUAUCCUGAAGGAGAACGAUCAUGCGCGGUUCCUGCAAACAGCAAAAAAUGUGGCAGAAAGGGUCGCCAUGGCAACUGCAUCCUCUCAAGUUUUGAUACCCGAUAUCAAUUUUAACGAUGCCUUUGAAAACUUUGCUUUAGAUUUUUCCAGAGAGAAGAAACUGCUGGAGGGGCUGGAUUAUCUCACAGCACCCAACCCGCCAUCUGUCCGCGAAGAACUUUGUACUGCCUCCCACGACACCAUCACGGUCCACUGGAUCUCGGACGAUGAGUUCUGUGUCAGCUCCUAUGAGCUCCAGUACACCAUCUUCACCGGGCAGGCCAACUUCAUUAGUUUAUACAAUUCCAUGGACAGUUGGAUGAUUGUCCCCAACAUUAAGCAGAAUCACUACACGGUGCAUGGGCUGCAGAGUGGCACGCGAUACAUCUUCCUUGUCAAGGCAAUAAACCAGGCUGGCAGCCGGAACAGUGACCCCGCCAGGCUCAAGACUAACAGCCAACCCUUCAAGCUGGACCCCAAAAUGGCUCACAAGAAACUAAAAAUCUCCAAUGAUGGACUGCAAAUGGAGAAAGAUGAGAGCUCUCUGAAAAAGAGCCACACGCCGGAGAGGUUCAGUGGCACAGGGUGCUACGGUGCCGCGGGCAACGUCUUCAUCGACAGCGGUUGCCAUUACUGGGAGGUAACGCUGGGCUCCUCCACUUGGUAUGCUAUUGGCAUUGCCUACAAAUCAGCCCCAAAGAAUGAAUGGAUCGGCAAGAAUUCCUCCUCCUGGGUCUUCUCUCGUUGCAACAACAACUUUGUCGUGCGGCACAACAACAAGGAGAUGCUGGUGGACGUUCACCCGCAGAUGAAGCGCCUGGGCAUUCUCCUGGACUAUGACAACAACGUCCUCUCCUUCUACGACCCGGCCAACUCCCUCCACCUCCACACCUUUGAGAUUUCUUUCAUCCUGCCCGUCUGCCCCACCUUCACCAUUUGGAACAAAUCUUUAAUGAUUGCUUCGGGUUUGCCCGCCCCGGACUUUAUAGACUACCCUGAGACGCAAGAAUGCAACUGCCGGCCGCCACAAGAGUCCCCCUAUGUAUCAGGAAUGAAAACUCUUCAUUGAGGGGCAAGGGAGCCCCUCUCCCCUUCCAGCCAAGCCUCAGGAACUUCUGCACAGCUAGACUGGAAGGUGACUUGCCACGUCCGGCUAGUUGGUUGUCCCAAGGAAAGCGCACCUUUGGUAGCACAGGCCGCCAGAGGAGUGUCUGCGUGUGUAUGUCUGUCUGUCUGUCUGUGGAGAGGGGUUGUUUCACGGACUAUUUUUUUUUUAUUUUGAUAGCACUACUGAAUUUUCUCAGAUGGAAUGGGCACGUCCUGUCCAUUUCCUGGUGGGGAAAGGGGCAUCACGGCAGGGAGUUGGGGAGGUUGUUCCUUCGGAGGUUGAUACAGUCGGAGUUUUCUACUAUUUGGGAGGGAGAGAAGCAACUUGCGUGAGAUGUUUGUGGACCCAAUUACGGUUCCACCAGCCAUUCGGAGUCAGGGCUGCCUGGAAGAUACAGGACUGUCCCACAUCAUAGCAAAUAUCCAUUUGCAUGGGUCUUCGUUCUUUUGUUUUUAGUCCUCUACACAUUUUCUCCAUGUGCAGAGAAGUGGCGUAUUUUGAAGUUCAGGCACAGACGACAAGAGUCCCGUAGACAUCCCUCUCAUCUCCUCAAAAUGCAAACUUCCUGGUUGAUUUGGCCAUUUUUAAUCUCACCACAAAAGAGAUCUUGGUUGACAAUUCAAGACGAAGCCAUUUGAAAACACAAGAGGAGUUGUCGAAGGCUUUCAUGGCUGGAAUCACUGGGUUGUUGUAGGUUUUUCGGGUUAUAUGGCCAUGUUCUAGAGGCAUUCUCUCCUGACGUUUCGCCUGCAUCUAUGGCAAGCAUCCUCAGAGGUAGUGAGGUCUUCACAACCUCAGAGGCCUCACAACCUCUGAGGAUGCUUGCCACAGAUGCAGGCGAAACGUCAGGAGAGAAUGCCUCUAGAACAUGGCCGUAUAACCUGAAAAACCUACAACAAUAACAGGAGUUGCUCAUGAGAUUACAUUGUUAUGAGGGGAAUCCAUUUCCCUAUGCCGCUCUUGCUGCUGUUAGGACAGCGGAUCAUACAAUUGUAGAGUUGGAAGAGAUCUCACGGGCCAGCCAGUCCAACCCCAUUUUGCCAAAAAUCACAUUUCUAGCACCCCCAACAGAUGGCCUUCCAGCCUCUGUUUGAAAGCCUCCAAAGAAGGAGCCUCCACUACACUCCGAGGCAGAGAAUUCCACUGCUGAACAGCUCUUUCUCACUGUUAGGAGGUUCUUCCUUAUGUUCAGGUGGAAUCUCCUUUCCUGUAGUUUGAAGCCAUUGUUCUGUGAAAGGGACAGGAGGACCAGAGUAGGAUGGCACAUGAUGAUAUUAUUUUUUUGAUAAAGAUGCUCCAUGCUUCAACUCUUUGCUACAACUUGGCAGAGAGGAGGAUGGCAUGACAUGUCCCACAAGCAUUGCAUGCCCAACCAGCUCUGCCUCCUGCACAUGCAAUGCAAUGUUUGCUAACUGGAGUUCACACAUAAUCAGCAGGAGGCACAUUGUUUUGCUUUUGGAUUCCAAAGAUGGAUAGCGUGGCCAUCAAGUAACAGGAAAGCAAUAGCUGCUGACCUAUCAGAAAAGGUGUUCCAAAUAAUGCAAGGUCCUGAAGAGGCCAAGGAAUUGUGGUAGGAAUGUCGGGGAAACAUUGGGGAGCAAACACAUAUAAGUAUAUCCCAGUCCUCCCAUUGGCAGGGCUGCUGCAGUUGAAGCUGAUGUGGUUCUAAAGUCAGCCCAGAGACAGUGUCCUGGCAUCACCCCUCAUGACCCAGGAGCCCCCAGUGGUGCAAUGGAGGCAAGACUGCUGACCGAAAGGUUGACGGUUCAAAUCUGGGGAGUUGAGUGAGCUCCCAUGUGUCAGCUCCAGCUUUUCAUACGGGGACAUGAGAGAAACCUCCCAUAGGAUGGUAAAACAUCCAGGUGUUCCCUGGGCAUCAUCCUUGCAAACAGCUAAUUCUCUCACACCAGAAGCAACUUGCAGUUUCUCAAGUCACUCCUGACAUGAAAAAAAACCCCUAAUGACCCAACUGAGUUGUUUUGCACUGCCCUGCCUUUGCUUUGCUGUCCAAGCUGCACCAAUUAGAGCUGUCAGCCCGGAGCCCUCUUGCUAUCCCGUCCUCCUCCUUCCCUCACCUGUCACAUCACGCCACCCGCACGGCUGCUCUGGGGCGGCCCUUGGCCUCCCUUUGGGGCUGUCAGUAGUGAAGGAGUUCAUGAACCUCAUAGAGGCGGGACGGGGAGGCAGCCAGUUUCAGCUCAUGCAGAAUGCAAAAGCAAUGCUUCUCAUCAGCUUGGAAAGGCCUUCGCUAAAAGCACCAGGGUGAUAAUAUGAUACUUCCUUGCAGGGGCAGAAAAUCAGAAAAAGCCAAAGUCCUGCCCUAGCACAAGCUGUGUAACAUAACAGUUUUAAUAAAAAUAGGUAAGAGGUUGCAGCUGCAAGUAAAUGCUAGUUUCUCAUCAUGGCCUGUGUACCUAUGUCUUUGGGAAUGAAAAAAAAACAUAUUAGAAACACGCUAGUGAGAAGGAAUUAAUUCAGUAUAUGAGUCUAUCACGGGCAUAAACUAGACAUAAAGACCUGUCUAUCUUUUUAAUCCAAACCAUCUCAAUCUGAGCAAUCUGUGGGUUUAUUCUGUAGGAUUUAGGCCACUGCUGGGUUGUGGGGAGUUGUAGCCCCUCACAUUUGGUGCCUCCAGGAUGAGGAAGACUUCAAGAACCCUUGGAGCACAACUUUAAUGUGAUGUUUAAUGUAUUUCUGCAAGCCUAAAGUGUCUCUUCUACAGUAAUGGAAAGGAAGAUGUCGCAUUUGGUAUGGCUGGACUAGGGCCUGUGCGGGGGCGCCUCAAGAGCGGGAUUUGUGCUAUACGCAAAUGCGUAACUUGCCUAUUGCUUCAGCCGCCCCUGCUGGAUGGCAAUCCUUAUCGUUGCGGUCCAACUAACAACAAUGUCCAUUUCCUUGGCUUUGGUGACUAGCACACAAGCCGCUCUUAUGUACUGUACUUCCAACCAGGUGGAGGAAAGGAUAGUAACAAGCUAAGUAUCUAUAUUAAAAUGCCACCCCGUGUAACUGUAUCCAUGUCCUCCUUUUGCUCCAUCGUUCACAGAUAGUGUAGCCUAUGCUACAUGGACCAAGUUGGCUCCAUCUCUACCAAUCUUAACAGGGAAAUGCUCAGUGGAGAAACAUCUCCCGGCAUGAAGAGGUUCUGCAUUUGAGACAGAAACUCUGGUGACUUGGCCAUAUGGUGCCAACCCCCCUGUGUUGAGCUUCCAUGUGCCAAACAGAAUGAUGGGAUGUCACUGCAGGGAAAGGACUUAACCCCCCAGGAGAUCAAGCAAUUUGUAGCACAGCCUUUAGUAAACAAUUUAGCUGGCAGAAACAGAGUACUGUUAAAUGGUGAGUGCUCCACGUUUCCUACAGCUAUACCAUACUAUUUCCCUCCCUGUCUACUUUGCAGAGGUCGAAGAGGGGAAAGAACCUCAGUGGGAAGCCUUGUGGGUCACUCUUCCCACUGGAGAGGUGUCUUGGUUCUUCAGGACCCCCGCAAAGCCAUGCCUGGCUGUUUGUAUCAUACUGAUUGCAUUUUAUCUGAUUUUGGGGAUGUGGUGAGCUUUUCGUUUCCGUGAGACCCGUCAGCUUUCUUUUCCUAUGUAUCAUAAUCGGUUUUGCAACUUCUUUGUUAAUGUGUAUAUAUAAAUAUAUAAAUAUAUAUACAUAAAAUAUAAUAUAUAUGUAUACAUUC
This is a messenger RNA of Anolis sagrei ordinatus, 5956 nucleotides long. It is a transcript of the gene MID2, whose product is annotated as midline 2. Lineage: Eukaryota; Metazoa; Chordata; Lepidosauria; Squamata; Anolidae. The record is from RefSeq and is a predicted model, not a curated record. Gene Ontology annotation, cellular component: microtubule. Gene Ontology annotation, biological process: protein localization to microtubule. Gene Ontology annotation, molecular function: zinc ion binding; microtubule binding.